AUGGAUAUAAGGAAUGGGAAUCCAACCAUAUCUGCGGGGUGGGAGGGAUCGGUAUUAGAUUCACGAAUACUGGCAGAUGCUCUUAACCAACAAUACAAAUUAAUUGUCCCAGCAGGCAAAUAUUACUUAGUAGAUGCUGGUUUUGCGAAUGUGCCGGGCUUUUUAGCACCAUUCCGUGGCGUUCGGUAUCAUCUAAAAGAAUUUAGGCAAGGUUGUCAACCUAGGACAAAGGAAGAGUUGUUUAAUCUUCGUCAUUCCUUAUUGCGGAAUGCUAUAGAACGUGCUCUUGGAGUAUUGAAGGCACGAUUUUCCAUAUUGAAGAUUGCUUCAGGCUAUCCUUUAAAUACACAAGUCAAUAUAGUCGCUGCAUGUUGUAUCCUACAUAAUCAUAUUAUCAAUGAAAAACGUGAUCAAGAGCUUGAUUUUGAAAAUAACAAUGAUAUCGGUAAUGGUGAAGAUGAAAGUGAGAUGCAUGAAGAUGAAGGUAAUGAGAGUAGUGAAGAUGAGAAUGAAUGCGACUUCUGA
Magnolia sinica is the source of this 525-nucleotide messenger RNA. Its product is annotated as protein ALP1-like. Lineage: Eukaryota; Viridiplantae; Streptophyta; Magnoliopsida; Magnoliales; Magnoliaceae. The record is from RefSeq and is a predicted model, not a curated record. Bases 1 to 525 code for a protein of 174 amino acids. The transcript is spliced from 3 exons.